UCCCGCCGCCGCCGCCGCCGCCGCCGCCGCUCCCGCCAUGGCGCAGCGCCGCCUCACCGACUUCUUCGCGCGCCGCCGUCCCGGGCUCCGCGCUGCGCCCACGCGCGCCAAGCCGGCCUGGCGCACCCCGAGCCCCGCCAAGCCCGCGCCCCGCGCCCCGGCCGCGCGCCCCGGCCCCGGGAGCAGCCGCAAGCGCGCCCGCCCGCCCGCCGAGCCCACGCGCGACGAGCCCGCGCCGCCUGCGCGCCGGAGGCUGCGGCUGCCGGCCGACGCGGUCUCUGGCCCCAGUUCCCCGCCAGCCCCCGGCUCCCCGGAGCACUCUUCUCCCCAGAGCAAGAAGACAAAGAAGGCCGCCCUCUCAGCUGGUCAGCGGCCCUGCCUGGCGGCCCAGGAGGACAAGGUCCCUUCAGAGGUCACCCUCUCCGAGCUCAGGUCGUGCCUGCAGCGGGCACAGGCGCUGGGGGCCCGGGUCCAGGAGCUGAGGGCGAGUGCAGCGAAGGAUGUGGGGGAGCCCAGCGCACCGGAGGACGAGGGACACCCAGCGGGGCCAGGUGGAGAGCAGAUGCCAGCCUACCAGCGCUUCCACGCCCUGGCCCAGCCAGGGCCCCCUGGCCUCGUGCUGCCCUACAAGUACCAGGUGCUGGCCGAGAUGUUCCGCAGCAUGGACACCAUCGUGGGCAUGCUCUACAACCGCUCUGAGACCGUGACCUUUGCCAAGGUCAAGCAGGGUGUCCAGGACAUGAUGCGCAAGCGUUUUGAGGAGCGCAACGUGGGCCAAAUCAAAACCGUGUACCCUGGUUCCUACCGCUUCCGCCAGGAGCGCCACAUCCCCACCUUCAAGGACGGGGUCAGGAGGUCCGAUUACCAGCUCACCAUCGAGCCACUGCUGGACCAGCAGGCUGGCGGUGCGGCCCCCCAGCUCACGGCGUCGCGCCUGCUCCAGCGGCGCCAGGCCUUCGGCCAGAACCUGGUGGCUCGCGUCCGGGAGCAUCACAGGGCCUUCCUGGCCUCCCUGAACCCCCCCAUGGAGGUGCCCGAGGACCAGCUGACACGCUGGCACCCCCGCUUCAAUGUGGACGAAGUGCCCGACAUCGAGCCGGCCGAGCUGCCCCAGCCGCCCACCGUGGAGAAGCUGGCCACUGCCCAGGAGGUGCUGGCCCGCGCCCGCAGCCUGAUGUCACCGAGGAUGGAGAAGGCCCUGAGCGCCCUGGCCCAGCGCACGGCUGAGCUGAGCAGCCCUGGGUCCCCCAGCCCGGCACUGCCAGCCACCCCGCCGGCCACGCCGCCUGCUGCUCCGCCUGCCACCCUGAAGGGGGUGUCCCAGGCCCUGCUGGAGCGGAUCCGGGCCAAGGAGGCACAGAAGCAGCUGGCGCAGAUGACGCGGCGCCCGGAGCAGGAGCAGCGGCUGCAGCGGCUGGAGCGGCUGCCCGAGCUGGCCCGCGUGCUGCGCAGUGUCUUCGUGGCGGAGCGCAAGCCGGCGCUCACCAUGGAGGUGGCCUGCGCCAGGAUGGUGGGCAGCUACCGCGCGGCCAUGAGCCCCGGGGAGAUGGAGAAGCAUGUGCAGCUCCUCUCUGAGCUGCUGCCCGACUGGCUCAGCCUCCACCGCAUCCGCGCCGACACCUACGUCAAGCUGGACAAGGCCGCCGACCUGGCAGGUGUCACGGCACGGCUGGCCCGCCUUGCCCGUGCCGAGGAGGCGCUGUGAGCCCAGCCAACAGGUGCCAGCACAGCCGGGCUGCUGGGCCCGUGUCUUACUUCCUUUAGGAACAUGAUGCACUUUGCUUUCCCUGUCCUGAGUCCCCGUGAGGGUUGGGGCUCUGGCCAGCGUGGCGGAGGCUCCCCUCUUAUCCAGGGCGCAGGGAAGCAGAGUGGGGACGAGGGGCUGUGGUUGGCAGUCACCCUCCCCGCUGUCCACAUUGGGUCCUGAGGUGGUCCUGCAAUAUCCCUGUGGGCCGGGUGUCACACAGGGUCCUCGGAGGGAGGCAGAUGCAGAAUCUGAGAUUGGAACGUGCUGACAGGAGCCGCGAGCCAAGGAGCAGACUCUCCCUGGAGCCUCCAGAAGGAACCAGCCCUGCCCACCCACACCCUGGUUUUUGUACUUGGCCUCUAGAAGUGUAUGAUAAAGUUGUCUG
Hippopotamus amphibius kiboko is the source of this 2132-nucleotide messenger RNA. It is a transcript of the gene CDT1, whose product is annotated as chromatin licensing and DNA replication factor 1. Gene Ontology annotation, molecular function: DNA polymerase binding; DNA binding. Bases 38 to 1705 code for a protein of 555 amino acids. The transcript has 10 exons. The record is from RefSeq and is a predicted model, not a curated record. Gene Ontology annotation, biological process: regulation of DNA-templated DNA replication initiation; DNA replication preinitiation complex assembly; DNA replication checkpoint signaling. Gene Ontology annotation, cellular component: nucleus. Lineage: Eukaryota; Metazoa; Chordata; Mammalia; Artiodactyla; Hippopotamidae.